Penaeus vannamei (Pacific white shrimp) is the source of this 1005-nucleotide messenger RNA. Lineage: Eukaryota; Metazoa; Arthropoda; Malacostraca; Decapoda; Penaeidae. The record is from RefSeq and is a predicted model, not a curated record.
CAGCAGCAGCCGAGCGCCCAAGCCACCUCCUACGGCGACAGAGCGAAGGCGUGGGAGAUCGACCGCAGCACCCUCAAGUUCGGGGUCAAGCUCGGGAGCGGAAACUUCGGGGAAGUGAUGCGAGCUCGAUGGAAUGGACAGACUGACGUCGCAGUCAAAACCAUUAAAUCGGACGCCUCAGAGAGACAGGAAUUCAUACGCGAGGUCGAGGCCAUGCAGUGUCUGAGGCACCCGAAGCUGGUGAAACUCUACGGGAUCUGCACGUCACCAGAUCAGCCUCUGCUCAUUGUUGCAGAGCUCGUUGCAGACGGCGCCCUUCUCAAUUAUCUCAGGAAAAACAAGGAGACCCGGCGGCACACCAAGGCGGAGCUGGUGGCCAUGGGGGCGCAGGUGGCGUCCGGCAUGGCCUACCUCGAGUCGGAGAACUUUGUCCAUCGCGAUCUGGCGGCGAGGAACGUCCUGGUGGCCGACGGAGGGAAGACCAUCAAGAUCGCCGAUUUUGGACUCGCGCGCCUCCUGCAGGACGACGUGUACAGCAGGAGCUCGGACUACAAGAUCCCCACGAAAUGGACAGCUCCCGAGGCAAUAACUCAGUUCCGCUACACCUGCAAAUCAGACGUCUGGUCAUUCGGAAUCCUGCUGUAUGAGGUCAUUACCCAUGGGAACGUACCCUACCCAGGGAUGAGCAACAAGGACACCCUCCAGCUCGUGCGAGAGGGCCACCGCAUGGAAAGAGACCCCGAGUGCCCGCCACCGCUCUACCGCGUCAUGACCCGCUGUUGGCACGAGCGACCUGAAGACAGACCUUCUUUCGCUGUCCUCAAGCCGGAGAUGGAGCGCCUCCCUCGCCUCCUCGUCUGACCUCUAAGGCUCUCUGGGAAGUCCUUGCGUGUGCGACUUUUUGUUGUUGUUGUUUUGCUAAGUAUGCUGUGAUUGAGUAUUGUGUCGUUAGGGAGGAUGUUUUUCAGGAACAACGUAAAUACAUAUAUAAAAUCAUAUGGAUAC